AUAUUUUCUGGGGUUAGCUUUCUGCAUGGAAGAAGGGUUCUCUUACCAGUGCAAAGAAUUGAUAGGUUGGAUUGUGUUGCUGAGGGAAGGGUUGACAUUCUCAAGGGAACACCUAGCCAUAUAGGAUCUAAAGAAGGCAAGUCCUUUUUAAUUUUUAAUCAUUUUGGCCUCCUAACACAACUCGCUUACAGUCACACCUUGUCUGCUUCUUCCUCUUUUGGUCUCCAAACACACUAACAAUACACAAAUAAAUAAACGAAAGAAAGAAAGAAAGAAAAGAGCUGGGAAUGGAACUUUCUAGUCAAGACGGGGAAAUACCAAUCCCAUUGAACAGUACAUAUGGAGGGGGGCACAUGAUCCAUCAUGAUCAUCAUGCUGCACCCACACAACCAUAUCAUACAUCCUCAGCACCCCAAAUCACUUGCACUGGUCCUUCCAUAGCCACAAACCUUGAUGAUGAUCAUCGUGGCUUCAAGAAAGUGGUGAGAUACAGAGAGUUCAAGAACCAUGCAGCAGCCAUGGGCGGUAAUGCCACUGAUGGCUGUGGUGAGUUCAUGCGCGGUGAGGAGGGUAGCAUUGAAGCGCUGACUUGCUCAGUCAACUGCCACAGAAACUUCCACAGAAAAGAGAUUGAAGGUGAGCCAUCUCCCUCUUCCUGUGACUGUUACCCAUCGCAUAGUCCUCAUCUGAGCAGGGCUGGGAGGAAACUCUUUCUGGGCACCCACAGUAUCCUACCUCCUGAGCCUCUAGGCCUAGGGUACCCUACAGCUACUGGGACUCUUAUACACUCAAAAGCAGCUCCAAAUCCCACACCCCACCAGAUGAUAAUGUCCUACAAUAUGGGCUCCCUCCCCUCGGAGUCUGAUGAUCAGGCAGAUGGUGGCGGGGUAGUGACUAGGCCACACCAGCUGGUGAAGAAGAGGUUUCGGACAAAGUUUACCCAGGAACAGAAGGAGAAGAUGCUUAACUUUGCAGACAAAGUUGGGUGGAAAAUUCAAAAGCAAGAAGAAGCUGUGGUGCAACAGUUCUGCCAAAGUGGGGUCAAGAGAAGAGUCCUCAAGGUCUGGAUGCACAACAACAAGCUCAAUCUAGCAAGAAAAACCCUUCUUCCCACCACCACUCCUACAACAACUCUGCUACAUGACAAGCCCAAGUUAAUCAGUGUCUCAUCUCCUCUCCUCUCCCUCUCUCUUCCUCUCUUACUUUGUGUUUUUCAGUUCCCCUAGCCAGUUAAUUAGUAGCUUAAAACCAUUCAUCCCUUUCUACACCACCUUUAUUGUCUUCUUUCUGUUUGUUUUUUUUUUUUUGCCUUUUUCUCAAUGAUAAUAUCUAUCGUUCUCCUUGGGCUUGUUUCUUGGUUAUGGUUACUCAGUAGAGUUUCAUCAGUUAUUAGUUUAUCUGAGUGAUAUGCAUUUUGCAAAUCCAUGCACUGUACAAGUGGAUUGUAACAUUUGAUAUUCAUCAGUCUGUUGUACUUGUACCCAUAUUUUAAUCUUCAGAAGAAGCAGAAGAAGAAGAUGAAGAAGAAGAGCCUUCUAAAUUAGAACCCUUUCUUUAUUGAUUUUGUAAUAUUUUGAUGAGAUUUCUUAGUACUAAUAUAUAUAUACCCCAAUCUGAUUAUA
Messenger RNA from Theobroma umbraticum, 1622 nucleotides. RefSeq names its product homeobox protein 21 (gene HB21). NCBI's taxonomy places the organism in Eukaryota, Viridiplantae, Streptophyta, Magnoliopsida, Malvales, Malvaceae. Gene Ontology annotation, cellular component: nucleus. Gene Ontology annotation, biological process: regulation of DNA-templated transcription; regulation of developmental process. The record is from RefSeq and is a predicted model, not a curated record. Gene Ontology annotation, molecular function: transcription cis-regulatory region binding; DNA-binding transcription factor activity.